AACUGGUCUGUAACCGGUGUCAAAACUGUUUAAGAAACCAUAAAGAUUCAUAUGUUUCACAAAAGCGUGGUUUAAAGCGAAAUACAGCGUGUAUACAUACCAGUGCGCCUGUAUACAGGUUUAUUGAAAAUAUUUCAGAUAUUUAUAACAGUUUACGCUGUCACUAGGCAGAUUUGCCUUGCUAAAGGAUUUGGAUCAAAAACACUGAUUAUUAUUGACAAAAAGGAUUACAAAGUCAGCGAAAUGGGUUAACAAAUAAAACAUGUCUUAUGUUAUUUUGGUAAACGUAUCUGCCACUCCUACGCGCGCCUGGGAUAUACCGUGUGUUUAAACCACUAGUGACGCCCUAAAUAUUGCCUGUUAUACGAAACUUAAUAUCGGGAUGUUAUGAUUGUUAAGGGCUGAAUGGUUCAAGUUUCCCGGAUUUUAAAAGCAAUAAAUGGAGUACCUUUGAAAAGAUCUGGAUAUAGUCUUACCAUGGUCUAGAUGUUCAAUCAUUCGUUGUAUUUAAAGCGCGUAUGACCUUCGAUUUUAUUUAAAGUGCGCUAAGGAUUUCAAGUUAGACUCUUGUAUUUGUUACAGUUGUGAAAUCGGUAAAGGUAAAUAUAAUUGUAGAAGUUUCAACUGAAGUAUUCAUUUCUUAGUAUAGUGGUUAAUCAAUGAGAUUAAGUUAAGGAUUUCAAUGCAUGGAGUCUUAAAGGCGUAUCAUAUAAUUUCUGGGCACGGCGGUGGGGACCUUGGAAACGGUGACGUCAUGGAUGGCUGGACGACGGCACGUGCCGUCAAGGGAAUUGAACGACGCCUUCAUCACGUGACGACAUGCAUCAGCUUGCCGAUGGUGGAUUCCGACGACGAGGCUAAUAGUGAUGAAGAUGACUUUAAAAUCGGCGUUGGCAGCGGGGAGGACUCAAUAUCUCACUCGUCGGCUUCUUCCGACGACGGCCUCUGCGUAAAUACUCAAAGUAAUGAUAAUAAAAAUCCAAUUAAUGGAAGUUAUGAACUCUUACGGACCUUUCAGAAUGACGAUAUUAAGGAUAAACCGGAAAAUGUGCGGAAACAUCUCCCACCGGGGUCGGGGCCCCAUUCGGUUGGGUGUUUGGACAUUAUGGAAGAUAAUUGUGAGGAGGGAACAUUCUUUAGGAUUUUUUAUCCGACGGAGAAAACGGACAUAUUUAGCCGGGACACACAAUGGCCGCUGUGGUUGCCCCGGAAACAGUAUGGUCACGGGUACGCCAAGUUCCUGAGGUGUAACCCCCGUAAGUUGGCCGGGAAAUUCUUCAACUGGCUAGGAGGUGACGUGUACAUCCCGGUGUUAUGGCAGGCGCCGGUGUUGGCAGGCGACCGGAAGUUCCCCUUGGUGGUCUUCUCGCAUGGGUUAGGCGGCAACCGGACCGCCUACUCCACGUAUUGUACGGAACUGGCGUCACAGGGGUUUGUGGUGGCCGCGUUGGAGCACAAGGACGGCUCUGCAUCCAUGACCUACCACCUGAAGGACAACAUGCGGGGCAGUGUUGUCGAGACGGACCACCACGGCCGUGAUUCUACCAGUCGGCACGGGAAGAGCUCCAUGCCUCGCUCACACAGCUGUAAAGAGGAAUGGCAGUCGUUCGAGCACGUGGACAAUAUGGGUAUUAACUGGGAUGACUACCACUACCGCAAUAGACAGUUAAUGCAUCGGGCGGGAGAGUGCAGUCGUGUGCUGGAUAUGCUGACCAGCAUCAACGCCGGACAGAGUGUUCGAAACUUCUUAGGCUUCCACUUUAACCUUAAACAGUUCAAGGGCCGGUUGGACCUGGACAGGGCCUCGGUUAUCGGCCACUCGUUCGGGGCCACCACCGUUGCAGCUGCUCUUGCCGAAGAUACGCGCUUCCGUUUAGGUAUAAUGCUGGACGCUUGGAUGCAUCCAGCGAACCAAGAGCUGUGUGAAAAGAUCACCCAGCCCGUUCUUCUCAUGCAGUUUGAAAAGUUCCAGUGGGAGGAAAACGCCCGCCAACUUCUGUGGUUGAAGUCCGAGAAAGCGGAGCGGCGCUUCAUAACGCUACGCGGCGCGUGCCACCAGGCCGUGAGUGACUUCCAAUUCCUUGUUAACAAAUACUUCGGCAAGUUCAUGGACGUCCGAUGUGAGAUGUCCCCCAAACUCAACAUGGAGCUUAUAAGAAGGGGCACAUUUGCUUUUCUCGUUAAACACCUUGAUCUUGAUAACCUCGUUGUCGAUGAUGACGUGCUGUGUGCACGUGAAGAGCACGUAGCGGAAGGUGUAUUGUGGGGACGCGCUGUGCCACCAGUUCCGCCUUCAUGAUGUCACUAUGGCUAUGACGUCAUUUGUCAUUUUGUUAUUCAUGACAUAUGUAUUCUGUGAUAUUCCUCUGCAUACGUAUUCAAUGUUUGAUUGCCAGGCGGUAUCCAAUACUCUUAUGAGAUAUUAAGCAACUUAAAUAUAUAUUACAUAACAUCACUUUGUAAUAUUAUAUUAUAAGAACAUGGAAGUUAACGGUUUGUAUCUGAGAACACAAAAACAACCAUAUAUUUGCAUUGUCCUGUAAAGGGACUCAGAUUGUUAAUUUAAGAGAUGUUUGGUUAUCUAUCACUAGCGGUAGCGGGUCCCGGGGGGGCGGCGGUGCACCCGGCGCGCGCGCCUCCGCUAAAAUCGUCCAAGUUUACUUUUAUUUUACUCAAAAUGCACCAUUUCGGACUACAAAUUGUAAACAUUUUCUUGGGGGAAAACUCAAAAAAAAAAAACUGCCACAAUUUUAAACAAAUUAUUUUGAUAUAUGGAAGUCAAACGGUUAUGCCCCAAAGUAACGCCCCCUCUUACGUCAAAUCCUGGAUCCGCCCCGUCUAUAUAUGCCGGUUUACUUUCAAAGUGCUCAUACUCUCAAGCUUAUCUGUGAUAUUGUAUGUAUUUUUUAAACUAUUUAUACACGCUUUUGUAAUUUACUAUUAGCUUUUUUAUUGUCCCUUAUGAACCGUAAAUUCGCCAUGUAUCAUCAGAUGUUCCAGCAUCUAAUUGCGUCUUUAUUUUAUAUGUUGUUCUUAUAGUUAUUUCACAACGUACCUCAAGCUAUAAAAAAUCCUCUCAUGUUUUGAAGUGAUUCGCAUAAUUCAAUGGACGUGUUUUGAAGUGAUUCGAACAAUCCAAUGAUCGUGUUUUGAUGUGAUUCGAAUGAUUCAAUGAUCGUGUUAUGAUGUGAUUUAAACAAUUUAAUGAUCGUGUUUUCAAGUUAUUCGAACAAUCCAAUAAUUGUCUUUUAGCUGAUUCGCAACAUUUAAUGAUCGUGUUUUGAAGUGAUUCGUAUAAUUCAAUGAUCGUGUAUUGAGGUCAUUCGAACAUUCUUAUGGUCGUCUUUUGAGAUGAUUCGCAUAAUUAAAUGAUCGUGUUUUGAGGUGAUUCGCACAAUUUACUGAUCAUGUUUUGAGGUGAUUCGCACAUUCUAAUGGUCGUCUUUUGAGGUGAUUCGCACAAUUUACUGAUCGUGUUGUGAAACGAUUCGCACAAUUCAAUGAUCGUGUUUUCAGGUGAUCCCCAUAAUCCAAUGACCAUGUUUUGAGGUGCUUCGCACAAGUCAAUUAUCGUGUUUUAAGUUGAUUCGCAUAAUACCAUGACCGUCUAUCUAACGUUGACAAAAAUGUGCUCUUAUUUAUUUGCAAUACCAAUGCAGUUCAUUUUCUUGUUGUUUUGUUUUAGAUGUUAGCUUCUAGUAUGCCAACAUCGUUAUUUGAUAAUUUGUCGUCUACUUCCAGAUUAGUAUAACUAUUUUUAAUGACAACUUUUAUAUAAAUAUAUUUAUAACAAAGAUGGUAUCAUGGCUAAUAAAAGUAAAUUUGUUUUUAGAUCAAAUUGUUUUAAAACAUAUACAUGUAGUACUUAAUAUGAAUUAUACAGAAUAGGUGAUUUUCAAUGAUUCAAUGAGUUGUGCUUUAAACAUACCGGUGAUUACCAUUGUUUAGUCAUUUGUCGCAUGACAUACCUUUGAUGAAACUAUGUAAUGUAUUUCGUCUUACCUUUUUUACAGUGACACUCUUAUUAAAACAUAAUACAUACACAUAACAAACAUACAUUUUGAGUGAUGAACCUUCAACUUCUUACUGAAAAUGCAAAAAUUUAUAUAAAAUAUUGAUUACUGAUAACAAGAUUUUAACCGCGUAUUUAAUAGCUGAAAACACAAAAAUAUUUAAUGAUUGGUGAACGCUAAAAGAUUGACUGUAAUCUACUUUAGUCUCAUAAGGUAGAAAUACCAUGUUUUCUGCACCUUUAUUUCAAAUUAAAGUCUGCAUCCUUUUUAAGAACCAUUGUUUUCGACAUUUAUUCAUCCUUUUUGGAAUAUUAAGACAAUAUGAUUAAAUGUGGUUAAUCUUAAUUGGGAGUAGGAGUGUCACUUUAAUUACCACGAUUUCAUAGUAUUUCACAUGGAAUUUUAACCAAACUGAAUGGUCUAGUGGUUUAGGUACCUGCCUCUCACCCAAGAGGUUGCGGGUUUGAUCCCACCCAGGGUGAGAGUGGUCUAGUGGAAUAUGCCUCACACCAAAGAGGUAGUGAACUUGAUUCCCACGAGUGGAACUUUUCAUGGUCUCUCAAAACGGACACCAGUUCUUAUUUCUACCAAAGAAACAGACAUGAGCGUGAUUCUUAAAGCAGAAAGCUUUCGUCAUAAUCAAGCGAAACGCAUUUAGUAUAAACUAACCACAUUUAAUGCAAGGGUCGGAAUUACUCGUACAUUACUGCAUUUUUGUUACUUUAGAUAUCCACAGUUUUAAGUCCUUAUUUCCACAAUGCUGUGUUAGCCAAAAAAAGGUGCUGUGCUUAUGUGAUACGAUGUCCCUUAUUUGCGAGGGAAUGUAUUUUUUUAUAAAAAAAAAACUUAUACUAUUGUGAUAAUUAUGAGAUGAAUGAAAUUCCAUUAAAUAUGUUACAGUUUAUUGAAUGUAUUUUGUCAUAAGGUGCAAUGAUACGUUGUAUUGUUAAUUACUUUGUUAUAUAUAUAUAUGCAUUGUUUUGUUAAUUAUCAUGCAUUGUUACAAUCGUUGUGUUUAAUUGACAUGAAUAUCUACCGUGGCAAAUUUACCCUCCCCAAAACAUGGGUCGAAUAUGCACCGAGGAUAAAUUCAUCCCAUGGGUAUUUACGUUUAUAUGUACAUAUUCACCUCCGGGGUGUAUUGAAUUUGCCCCCGCCGCUAAAUUUUGUCAUAUAAAUGCGGCAUUAGAAAUGGAUUUAUGACCAAAUAAAUGGCAAGUAGGGCACUUAACUUCACAUUCAGCUUAUGAUGUUCUUUUGCUUUUUUAAGAGUUAAGUUUUUGGCUUAAUCCUUUUGAUCAGUAAUGGUUAAUAUUGGCAACAGCUUGCACUAGUUAGGCUUAUAAGACAAAAUGUUUGUUUAAGGUAACCAGAUACUACUAAAUAAAUAUCGCCGACCAUAGUAUUUUUUUUACAAAAAUAAAUAAAUGAAUAAAUAAAAUUAAAAUAAAUAAGCAAAUAAAUAAAUAAAUAAAUAAAUAAAUAAAUAAAUAAAUAAAUAAAUAAAUAAAUAAAUAAAUAAAUAAAUAAAUAAAAGGUUAUUCCAACCAUGAAACAUUGUUUUUUAACAGAAACUUUUAUCAUUCUUUUAUUUUUUGGCCUUAAAGAAAUAGUUUCUUUCAGUAUUUUGUUUAUAUGCUUUGUUCGUCGUGCAAAGAGCCUGGGCAUUGUCUAACGCAUAGUUCUUAGUUUCUCUUCAACAUUUUCUGUUUUAUUAUGUUAUUAGUUAUAUUUUCAUAUAUGUAUAUAAUUUUAUAUUGUAGCCACAACUGUCUUUCACUCAUGUAUUUUUAUUCUUUUUAAUGCACGCAUAUUCCAUGCGAUCGCUUCAGGGUACAUGUAUUUCAAAUAAUUUCAUGUAUACUAUUCCAUUAACAAAUGACAUUUAAGGAAUUCGACCCAUACAUAAGUCAUUUGUAUUACCGUCGAAACUAUCUAUAUCGAACUCGGUUAUCUCAAAUAUGCUUUUUCAAACUGUUUUCUAUUUAUGAGUCGAAUUCCUUUAAUGUUCAUCUUUAGUUUCUUUCGCUGUUUCUUUAUCUAUAUGGUAUUUCUUUUCACAAUGAAUAUCAUUAUAUUUAUUUAUAAGCACUUGACACAUCCUGCGUGAUUGUGUUUUACACGUACUUCAGUGUGUGAUUUUUGAACAUUGUUAUUUACAUUGGAUGAAAUAAAUGAGAAAACCUUCCAA
This is a messenger RNA of Mya arenaria, 6204 nucleotides long. Its product is annotated as platelet-activating factor acetylhydrolase 2, cytoplasmic-like. Gene Ontology annotation, molecular function: 1-alkyl-2-acetylglycerophosphocholine esterase activity. NCBI's taxonomy places the organism in Eukaryota, Metazoa, Mollusca, Bivalvia, Myida, Myidae. The transcript is spliced from 10 exons. The record is from RefSeq and is a predicted model, not a curated record. Bases 683 to 2299 code for a protein of 538 amino acids.